This is a messenger RNA of Cyprinodon variegatus (sheepshead minnow), 4885 nucleotides long. It is a transcript of the gene fam78bb, whose product is annotated as protein FAM78B-like. The transcript has 2 exons. Bases 1010 to 1888 code for a protein of 292 amino acids. The record is from RefSeq and is a predicted model, not a curated record. Lineage: Eukaryota; Metazoa; Chordata; Actinopteri; Cyprinodontiformes; Cyprinodontidae.
UUUUGAUCUGGGAUUUCAAAGUCAGUUUAGAGUCUAUUAGGAUGCCUAGGUAUUUGAAUUCUGACACAACUUUUUCCCCCCUGUCACAUAAAUAUCUUUGACAUGAUUUGCAUUGUUGGAUUUAGAAAAGUGCAUUGAAACUGUUUUAUUUACAUGAAGUUUUGAGCAGGAUUGAUUCAGCCACACAGCACUGAAUCACAGCACCCCAUAUGGAACCCACAGGGCACCGCCUAGAUUGGUGUAGUCUUCGCCUCAUCCACUGGGGGCUUGAGUUUUAUUAUUGCAGGAUUAGAAAGCAUUAUUCCAAUAUGGAGGAACCAGGUCGCAGGUCUACUACAGUGUAGACUCCUACGCCUCGAGUCUUCCCCUGCAGUUCAUUGGUCCAGGCAGCAGGUUCAGCACCACGCAGGGUGAACAGCGCCUCUCAGCCCUUCCAUCGGUCCAGGAUGCAGGGGAAGCUGCUCAGCACCAUCACACCGGGUUCCUUCCGUUUUUACUCUGCAUGACAUCUUUUUAUCCAUCCAUAGGAAGCCUUUACACAGGAAGCAGAUUCGUUUUAUCAUCUUGUAUCGCGGAUGUUCGGGUGCUUCACAGAUAACGUUCAUUUCGCCUGGUCUGCUUUGCUUCGGGUCGAAAGGCAUGACGGAAUCCACUGACACCAUCGCUCGGGUUCUGUCCAGCUGCUUCAUCUUCUCAUGCCCGAAGCCGCAGUCGCCAACACAGCUGCUGCCGCUCGAUCACCGGGUCUCUCAGCCGGCGCCCAGCUUCCAGUCGCUCCCCAAAGCCCUCUUAUGACAUGACAGCUCCGGGCAGGAGGACCAGGAUCAAAUGUUGCGGACUGGGGUUGAUGAAGCAAAUCCUCAAGGAAAGGGUACAGAGACUAAGAGUUAUUCUCUAAAAGUGUUCAACCCUUCUGAUUUGGAGCCUCCAGGAGUCAGAAAGUCAAUGUAAACCUUAUUCUAAUACCUCCAGCGUGGUGACACACACCUCUGCCUCCCAGUCUCAUCUGAUGUACGGCCUCAUAGUGUUGGUACUGGUCGAGUCCCAGCAAGCUGCGCGCUUCCCCGGGCCUGUGAGGUUCUCCUUCUCCUGCACAGUCAUGGGCUGCAUUCAGAGCAUAGCCUGCAACAAGUCGCGAAUCAAACGAGAGAACAUCUUGGUGCACGACCUGUCAGCCACCAUAGACCACUGUCCGACAGUCAUUGAAGAAAACUCCCCCAUUGUGCUGCGAUAUAAGACGCCCUACUUUAAAGCCGCUGCGCGGAUUGUCAUGCCUCCUAUUCCGCGCAACGAGACUUGGGUAGUAGGCUGGAUCCAGGCGUGCACUCAGAUGGAGUUUUACAACACCUACGGAGACAUCGGCAUGUCAAGCUGGGAGCUGCCUCAGCUGAGAGAAGGUCUGGUUAGGGCCAUCAGCGACUCGGAUGGCAUCAGCUACCCCUGGUAUGGAAACACAACAGAGACCGUCACCAUAGUUGGCCCCACCUCUAAGCCGUCGCGCUUCACCGUCAGCAUGAACGAUAACUUUUACCCGAGCGUCACCUGGGCGGUACCGGUCAGUGAGUCCAACACACCCUUAUUGACCAACAUCAAGAGGGACCAGAGUUUCACCACCUGGCUGGUGGCAUUAAACACCACGUCUAAGGAGAAGAUCCUGCUGCACACCAUCAAGUGGAGGAUGAGGGUGGACAUUGUGGUGGAUCCAUCCCAGCCUCUUGGCUCCAGAGCAAGGCUGGUGGGUCGGUUGUACCAGGAGCAGCCACGAGUUCUGAACCGCAUGGAGCCCGUCCCUCCAAACGCCAUGGGGAAGCCAAACGCCAACGACGCCCAGGUUCUGAUGUGGAGGCCAAGGAGAGGUCCCCCGCUUGUUGUCAUCCCGCCGAAAUAGAGCAAGGGCUGGUUUCUUACUAAUGUUUCUGCUUAAAAGUGACAAUGAGCCACAGAUGAGUAAGACGAUGAUGGAGAGGAUUUAACUGAUGAAGAGUGGACAGCUGCCUUAAUUCCCCACCGCUGCCUUUGACCAUCCAGAAGGUUUCAGCCUCUGCCUCUGGUGCUGCUGAACUUUGAGGGUAUACAUAUGUUCCCUCCCUCAUAGCACAUCUGAGAGGAGUGCUGUUUAACUCUGAGAAAACACCAUCAGUGCUGGGAUGUAACUUUAAUCUCUGAUGUAGCUCCUCAGGCUCAGGAGGACACGACCAAGCCUUGAUCUAGGCAGUUAUUUAAAAAAAAAAAAAAAAGGUUUACAGCCUUAAAGCUCCAAAUCUAUUGUAGAUACAGAAAUGCAUUGGAGGCCAAGGUCUAAGAAAGACAACUGUAUUGUGGAAACUAAUCAUUUUAUUUUCAGAUGAAUGGUAUGAAUGUAGGUAUUCAGGUGCAUUAGUCUGUGCUGGUUUGUUUUUAUAAUGGAGCCCCCAGUGCUGGGUUCAGGCUUGCUGCUGACACACCAGACUGCCUCACACACACAAAAAGCCUCAUUCAGAUUCAUUUUUGAUUCAACUUUCAGCAUUUAGAUCAUUUGAAGUGUUGACCUAUAACAGUUAAACAUUAUAGCCACACUGACACAUGAAUGAAACCUACCUUCCUUUUCUAACAGCUUCCCAGGUAUUACAGUGUUUCCCUUUGUAAAGUCAGAGGCCUGCUGGUGUUAGUCUGUGAAGGAGACAAAGUCAAUGAGAUUUGACCAGCUGUUUUGCUAGAAAACCAUCCCUCUAAGCAUUUUGCCACAGUAUUAUCUCAUAGACCCACCCCCUCAACUCCAUCUUUCAGUGUUACCUACAGCGUUUUAGGGUGUGCUUGAGGGUCGGGGUAUCUGAUCCAUGAUGAGAUUAUUUAUAUAAAAAAGCCACCUUGACGUGAGAGGAACAACUAACCAGAUCUACACCCUUCCAGAGCUGUGAUUAUCCGAUCUUUAUGUUUUUUGCGGAUCUGGACAAGGUUUGUAAUCUCUAGAGGUUCCUUUAGACGAAGGAUACUUGAAGAUAUAGAAGAGAAGAUGUGUCAUGAUUUGGUGCAGGUCUUUCUUUUCUGCAAUUGAUGUUUUGUUGGUUCACAAUCAGGUGUAAAGCAGCAAAGACUCUGAGCCAAACGUGCUGCUCCAUCUGCAGUAAGGAUGAAAAAAAGAACAAAAUCAAAAAGUAACCAGUAUACUUCAUCAGUGUUCUGACAAUCAUCCAGGAUCAUGGAACAUACAGAUUAUGAGCAAAAGAAAAAAAAAAUCUGAUUUAAGUGGAUGAAAGAAGCUUUUUCUGUGAGGUGGAUGUGCUCAUAGUUAGAGAUAAGGUAACAUGCUUCAUCAGGGUUAGGGAUUGGAUAAACCCUAAAGUCAGCUGAGGUGGUUUGGCAUAGUUUACUAGAUUGAAACCUGCAAAAUCCCAACACUACCUUCCUAUACCAGGGUUUCCAUAACAGAUAAGUUGCCUCUGAAACCGAUCUCUGAAAAACGAAGGAUAAAGGAUGAAGUGGGGGUUACAGUUCGUCAAGAGCGCACGAAAUUCAAACACAGAUCUUUGCGUUUUCAAACGAAAAUAUGUUCUUUCUACACAAUUUUGGCCUUAGACAACAAAGUUAAAGUAAACAAUAUCUCAUCUAUCUCAGAGGCUAAAACAAAUAGUAGCUUCGAGAGAUAAAGGUGUCCCUGUUUACAGAACCAAGUGUUCAAAAACAUGAGAGAAACAGCAACUGGGGUGUUGAAAGUAAACAGUGUCUGUUUCUUGUGUGAAUUAAGGGAUUUUAUUGAUAACUGGUUUGAUGCUCUUGUAGUUUUGUUUUGGGCUGUUAUCAGCUCUGACAUGCAGGCGGGUCUGUUUAACAUCUAGAUUAUUUUACCGCAGACAUUACCUGCUGUAAAACAUUUGGACCAGGGAUCAGUAUUAUCAGUAAAGUUUGCACCAGUACAUGCAUUUAUCAGUCAGUAUUAAUGGUGCCUUUGCUGAUUUGGAAGCUGCAGGGGUCAUACGUUUACUCACCUCUUGAUAUUCUUGGUGGAUUUGCUCUGUGUUCCUGGGUGGUCAGGUUAAAGGUUUGUGCUUUUUCUUAAAUGUUGGAGUAAAGCUUUUAAUAAUCCAACCCCUGAACAAUUAACCUCUGACCCCUUUUUCUGGGUUAUUGCUGUUGUUUUUUUCCCCUACAAUUUAAAAGUUUUGAUGGGCUGUGAUGACUUUUUUCAGUCGUAACAGAUUUUGGAAGUGUCUUUGUGGUGAAGCCAGCGUUGUUUUACACAAUUGUGUUUUUCACGCAGUAUUGUCAAGACUUUGAUACCGUUUUAUAACCCUCCUCUGUUUGAGCAGAAAUAUUUCAAGAGUUUCUGAUUCUUUUAUGGAAAUUGAGAAAGAAGAAUAAAAAAACAACAACAACAUUUUGGGAAAAAGUCCAAACAAAAUCAAGUCCUUGAAGAUUUUCCACAAAACAUCUUAUCCUUAAUUCUAUAACUUUCUCCCUUUUGUAUAAGUUAGCCAUUUUAAUACAUUUUUCAUGCUGUGUCCCUUGUCAGCCAAAAAAAUAUCUUGGGUAGUUAUUUUGCUGACAUUAAAUUCAAAACAAUCAAAUCUUAAAAGUCAAAGCUUCCUAAUUUUAUGCCUAUUUCAUGCUAACGGCACAUCAAAUGUGUAUUGAUAGCUCUUAAACCUUUUAUCCAUAUAUUAACAAUGGCCAGCAGGAUAAGGUUUUAAAAAUUUGCACACAUAUAUUUUCCCAACAACAAAAACAAAAAAUACUUUGUUGCUUUAAAAAAACUGUUGGAUUUUACUUAGUAAGCUGCUGUCAAAAUUAUAAACUUCUCAAAUAUGAUAAAGGAAUCUAAACACUGCAGCUUGGUUCAACAAGUUAAUGAAGAUAAAAUCAGUUACAAAAUGUCCUGUCUAGUUAAUCGAAUUCUAUGGAAGAGGAU